Paramisgurnus dabryanus is the source of this 3376-nucleotide messenger RNA. Lineage: Eukaryota; Metazoa; Chordata; Actinopteri; Cypriniformes; Cobitidae. The record is from RefSeq and is a predicted model, not a curated record.
CAAAUAUUUAAAAAAGAUUAAAUACAUUUUCAUUUAGACAUUUAUGUAUCCAAAAUUUAACACCAACGUGUAGGCAGGCUACAGUCAUGUAUAAAUCCAGCUGUUUAAAAGCACAAAAACAAGUAAGGGAUACAAGUCUGUUAGUGUUUGAUUGAUCUAUGCCAUCCAGGCUUUAGAUCAUUCUGAUGAUUAUAUAUGUGCAUGGAAAAAUACUGUAAUAAUAAAUCAAAAUAUUAAGAACAUUUAAAGUAUAUUCCACAUUUCUCUAUUUAAUUUGAUCUUGUAUAAAAUGUCCUAAUGACAAAGUAUAAAAUUCUUUGCAUAGUAGUAUAUAAAGAAUGACAUUUUACCACAUCAUUGCUGUCGAAAUUGCUGCUAUAAACAAACAAAUUUAUAUUACAUGUAAACUAAACGCAUAUGAUGGUUUAGUUUCAUCUUCCGGAUAAAAAUGUAUGUGCCUGUUGAAUCCUUACAUCACUUAUCUAGCGAGAUUUAGCUGCCUGCUAUCUGCCAGUGAAACAACGAACCAACACACACCCUGAUAAAUCUUGGAAACCAUUUUACAUGUGUCUAAAGUCACAGAGAUCAAGAAGGCUUUGUAUCUGGAUUGCUGUAGUGCAGUCGACUGUAUGAUUCAAAAAAGCUCAAGGGCAGAAGAGAACACAGGAAAAUAAGAAGUUAAAAGGUUUUUACAACAAAAGCUUAAAACAUGGAAACUCAAGACUCUGAUGUUACAGAGGCAGUAAAAGCAUCGGGAGAGUCAACACUGGAAAAAGCUAAAGCAAAAGCUUUGGCAGAAUUUGACCAGAUGUUAAAUGUUUCACUUAACAUUGCCAUAACAGGAAAUACAGGAUCUGGCAAAUCUUCUUUUGUAAAUGCACUUAGAGGUCUGUGCGAUGAUGAUGAGGGUUCAGCCCCUACUGGAGUUACAGAAACUACAAUGGAGGCCACCAUGUAUGAGCAACCUGGAAUGCCAAAUGUGAAAAUUUGGGAUUUGCCUGGAAUAGGAAGCCCAAACUUUAAAGCAAAUAAAUAUCUUAAGGAUGUCAAAUUUGACACUUAUGAUUUCUUCAUUAUCCUUAGCUCAGAGAGGUUCCAUCAGAACGACAUCAUGCUAGCUAAAGAAAUAAAGAAGAAGAAGAAAAACUUCUACUUUGUUCGUUCUAAGAUUGACAAUGACAUCUCUGCAGAGCAAAGGAAGAAAGGAUUCGAUGAGCAGAAGAUUCUUUCCAAAAUAAGGGAAGACUGUAAGAACAACCUUAAAGAAAUAGGAAACCCCAACGUUUUCUUGAUCUCAUCUUUUGAAUUGGAGAAAUAUGAUUUUGAAAAGCUCAGAAACACACUAGAAAAAGAGCUACCGAAACAUAAAAGAUCUGCUCUCCUACAAGCCUGGCCAGUAUGUUCGGCUGAAUCUCUUGAAGAGAAGAUCAAGUUUUUUAAAGGGCUGAUCUGGGCUGCAUCUCUUGCCUCUGCAGGAAUAGCAGUGGUCCCUGUGCCUGGCCUAUCAGUAGCAUGUGAUACAGCCAUGGUGUUAUCGUUCCUUGUGAGGUGCUACUACGCGUUUGGCUUGGACGAUCGUUCACUCAGCAGACUUUCAGAAAAAGUGAAAGUUCCACUGAUAAAUUAUUUGGGGAAAUCAAAGAUCGCUGCUGCAAUCCGAGAGAAAACACUGACCAGGAUACAAGUCUCUUCAACGUUAGCAGUGACGGUUACCGCUGAAUAUGUGCUGAGUCUUGUUCCAGGUUUGGGCAGUGUUGCAGCUGCAGGAUUGUCUUUUGCUACCACAAUGUAUGUUUUGAGAGAGGGCUUAAAUGAACUGGCAAAUACUGCUCGGGAAAUCAGAAAAGUAGCUGGACUGGAUGCAGUUUGCGAUAACUUUUACAGUGAAAAAUCAGGCAUAAUGGCCGAAUGUUCUGCCUACAUGGAUUUCUCUAAAGCUUUGCAGACACUAGGAGAACAAGACCCAAAUGCAGCUGCUACAAAGGCUAAAGAACAACUUGAUGCUUUUGACAAUGUAGUUCUGAACAUUGCUGUGACUGGAGAAACAGGAACAGGCAAGUCUGCUUUCAUUAAUGCUUUUCGAGGUCUGGGUGAUGAUGAAGAUAUGUCUGCGCCUACUGGAAUCACCAAAACCACAAAUGAUGUUAACAUGUACACCCAUCCCACGAAGCCAAAUGUGAAACUCUGGGACUUGCCGGGGAUUGGUGUGCCAAACCUCAAGGCAGACCAAUAUCUCAAUGAAGUCAAAUUUGAGAUUUAUGACUUAUUUAUUAUCAUUUCGUCCGCAAGGUUUAAGGAAAAUGAUGUCUUUUUGGCCAAGGAGAUUAAAAAAAAGCAAAAGCACUUUUAUUUUGUCCGAAGCAAGAUUGACAAUGACAUUUACUCUGCGUCACACCGCAGAAACUUCAAUAAGGAUCAGGUGCUUUGCACAAUCAGAGAAAACUGCUGCAAAAACUUGAAGGACGUUGGAAACCCAGAGGUGUUCUUAAUAUCCUCUUAUGACCUGGAGAAAUAUGACUUCCAAAAGCUGGUAGAUACCAUAGAGUCAGAGCUUUCAGAACAUAAGAGAUUUGCUCUUGUUCAGUGUGUGCCAGUUUGUUCACUCGCUAUGCUAGAGAAGAAGAAAAAAAUGAUGGAGAAUAUUGCUAUUCUUGCAGCUUUGGCCUCAGGCCUUGGUGGGUAUUUGUCUAUGCCUUUACUGUCUGUGGUUGUUGACAAGGCAGUUCUUGUGGCCUUUUUUAUGAGUUGCCGUUAUGCAUUCGGAAUGAAUGACCAAUCACUUGAGAAGCUUUCAGAAAAAGUGAACAAACCUGUCUCACUGUUGAAAUCUCCAAUAAAGUCUCCUUUUGGGUUGGCACUAGUAGACCGAUUGAGUGUUAUGCCUCAUGUCACUAUGUCAAAACCAGUUACAAGCUUAAAUGACUUGCUUGAUGAGAAAUUUAUUGUGAAAAGGAGUCAAAAUGCUGCUAUGGCAUUUACCAAUACAUAUACUGGCCUAAAUAAAGCUCUAAAUGAAAUGAUGGAAGAUAUGACAGAAGUUCUCAAAGUGGCAGGUUUGGAUUAAUGAAAGCAAACUGGUACGACAAAGGGAUGCGAAGUUAUCCCCUUUGUCCAGGUUUAAGAAAUAGACAGUGAAAGUUACUGAAAAUACUGUCCAAUAAUGUAAUUUUUAUUGUAUUUGUAUUUGUUUAUGGUGUAUGAUAUCAACAAAUUUAUUUGGAUUGUCAGUGUGAUUGCUAUGUAACAUUAGUAGUGCCACUACUUUUUACAAGAAAUGUAACGCUGAAUGGAGUUUGGGUUGAAAUUACUUUUGUAUGGGUAUGUGAAUAAUUAUUAAAACAUAUUAGAGGAAAAAACAAUAUAUUUUUAUUAAUAU